UUCACGUACUAGUUUCGUUUAACUUCAAUAGAAGUAGGGACUGUUCGGAUCAGAUACGUUUAUGCAACGAUUGUAUGUCCGUAUUUUAAUUCACAAAUUGAUAUCGAUAUCGCUGAUUUUAUCGUGAAUAUUAAUAAUUUGAAUUGUAAAUCACAAUAACUAAAAUUUUGGAAGAUAUCAAAGCUAUCAAUGGCAGAAGAAGAAAGGAUAUCAUUUGUUUCAGAAAAAAAUGACACAGAUGCUUCUCAAUCAAAAGAUAUUCUGGAAGAACCAAAUCCAGAUAUCUCUAUCUCCUUGUUGGACAUACAAAUGCCAGAAACACCAGAUAGUACUAGAGGUCAAACAAGCGAUGGUGAUACAUCAAGACUGGAGAGUCCAAAACCAGUGAAACCAGUACUUGGAAAACUUCAAGCAAAGAAACGAUUAAUGGCAUUUGCUAAUCAGUUCAAAGUAUUGCCUAAAUCCCAGGUUAAGCCAAAUUUGUCUUAUCAUUCUACUGGAGCUUUAAAGACAAAGGAUAAAAGUGUUCAGGAUGAUAUAAAUAAAUCAAGAAAGAAGACAGAGGAAAAAAUUCUGGCUAUUGAAGAAAUUCGAAGAGAGGAAUCUAAAAGUAAAAUGUUACUUGCAGAAGCUAGAGCUGCAGCAAGUAUAGAAGACGAAAAUCAUACUGGUAAGAAUAUAUCUAGUUUACUCAAAAGUAAAAAACAUAUGAGAGAGAAAACUAAACAUGAGGAAAUAAAAAGUGAUCGUAAAAGUAGAUCAGUGGAUCGAAAAUAUUCAGAAAGGCCUCGACAUCAUGACAAAAUUAAUAAAGAUAGUUCAAAUCAGGAUGUUAAAAAUCGAAGUGGAAGUAUUGAACGUUUUACACAAAAAUUAUCUCAGAAUAGAGGAAAGCAUAAGAAAGAUAAGAAAAAGAAAAACGAUAAAGAAAAACAAAGUAAUAGCAAAACAGAUACAAAUCGUGACAAGAAAGAAGAAAAGGAUAAAAAAGAGGUAAAAGAAAAAGAAGAAGAGACAAAAGAAAAAACUGAAACAACAAAGAAUAAGAAAGAAAAUAUAAAAGAAAGACGAACUGAUAUGUCGGAAAUGGAAGUAGAAAACAAAGAUAAAAAAGACAAAGACAAAUGGAAAGAAAAGGUAUUAUUAAAAAGUAACUCAUGGGCGGAAGUGCGAAAAUCUGGUUUAAGUUUUGAUGAUGUCAUUCAUCUUAGAAGACGUAAUAAUUCAGAACGACCUGUAAAAAUCAGGACUACGCAAGAUUAUACACGUUAUUUUGAACAAAUGUUAAUGUUAAGUAAUCACCGUCUAAAACGUCAAGCAUUAAUAGCCGAGGGACUUGAUGGACCCAAAAAGUAUCCACCUGAAUCGAUUAAGUUGACGAAACGAGCAAGAGGACUUCAGUUAUUAUAUUGUGAAAAUCCGCGUACAUCUCUAUUGUUGGGUAUUUCGCAACUUUUACAAGCUGUUACUCCGGAACGUCGUGAGAAGAUACGAGACAUUUGUGAAGCGUCUUUACCACGGAUUGAUACAGAAGACACAGUACAGCAAAAGCGUAAUUGGUAUCGACAAAUAAAUACGAUUAACUAUCAUAAAGAUACCAGGUGGCAUAUGACUAUACAGCUUCCUAAGUCAAAAUGGGAUAGUGAAGAUGAGGAAAUAUCGUCUAUCAAUGUAACAAAAGAAGAAAUUGAAAAAUCAGUAAACAAACUACAUAUUUCCAUAAAUCAACAAGAGAGAUGUUCUACAACGUCUAGUAUAACGGAUGAAGGCAAAAUUGAUAACAAUGUUGAAGACAUUAAAGAAGAUAUUAAAUCUAGUGAAAAGAUCGAAAACGAAACGAUUAAUGAAUCUUCUACGUCUUCUUUGCUACAGCCUACUGGAAAUGAGAAGCUAGCUUCUGAAUAUGAACAAUUUAUGAAGAUGGUGUGUACUGCAACUGAUGGAACUAAAAAAUAUUCUCCAAAGAAAAAUCCUGUUAAAUCUACUUCUCCAUAUAGUUAUCAUGAAUUCAAUAUAGAAUCUAAUUUAGCUGAAGAUAAUAUAGAAAUACCAUUAAAAGAGGAAUUUGAAGAAAAAAAUAAUCUAGAAACUCUAGAAGAAUCGACAAAGAGUACAGAAUGUGAGGAGUUUACUGUAUCAACAGACUGUCAAAUACAAGCUAAUGAAAAUAUUGAACAAAUUGAAUAUACAAACGAAAAUGAUGAAUCUCAGGAUUCCAAAUCAAUUCCAAGUGAUUGGGAGAAUGUUAGAAUCAAAGUUGAACGAUUGAGUGAUGAGAAUACUGAAUUGAGAGAAGUAAAAAAAAAGAAGAAAAAGAAAAUAUCCAGCAGUGACUCAUCUAGUACUAUUACCUCUUCGGAUUCAGAAAAACAAAAGAAAAAAAGGAAACGCAAACGGAAAGUACCAAGUAAUUCAUCGUCUUCCGAUUCUGAUAGUACAGAUAGUACUAGCAGUAGUGACUCUAGUAGUUCGGAAGAAAGAAGAAAAAGAAAACGGAAGAAAAAGAGAAUUGGAAAAAAAAGGAAAAAGGUGAAACGCAUUGCUCGAAUAAAAAAAAAGCGAAAGAGAAAAAUGAGCACGGAUUCUAAUAGCAGUGAUUUAGAUGAAUGUACAAAAAAGAAGAAAAGGAAUAAGAAGAAAACAAUGGACACAAAAUCUAUUAAUGGAAAUAUAAGAAAGAUAAUAUCGAAAUCUCCUGUAAUAGCUUCAUCGGAUGGAACAAAGAUAUUGCAGUCAAUGACUCCAAUAAGGAAGAUAAAAGAAGAAGUAGCAGGUGAAGAUAAAAAGAAGAUUGACGAGGUUAUGUCAACGAACAGUACUAUUAUUGAUAUGAGUGUACGUGACAAUGAAUGUUUAAAACAGAGAAAGGAAAGAAAAGAAGAUAAGUCUGACGAAAGUUUCAUGGAACAAUGGGAAAUGGAUUCUAUGACAAAGCAACAAAAUGAUGGUGAAACCUCAAGUCAAGAUCAUGGUGAAGAAUUGGAAAAGAUGGAUGGCUUAGAGAAGAAUAAAUAUCGAAGAAAAAGAAAGCACAGUCGAGAUAAUAUUGACCAAGACAAAGCUAAAGCCAAUGAAGAAAGAAUUUAUGAAGGAAAAGUAAGAUCAGAUGAGGAAAUUGAAGCAAAGAGAAAGAAAAGAAAAGAAAAAGAUAUUAAAAGUAGCGGUGAGUUUCUUGCAAACUGGGAACGGGAAAGUGAGCGUAUCACUCAACGAAUACAAAACGAAGAUAAGUAUUUAAAAAAAUUAGGGAAACAGAAAAAGGAGAAAUGGGGGGAAACAGAUUUUGAUACAUUAAAUGUGCCAUCUCUGACACAACUUGAAAAAGAGGUGCAUCAAAAGCAACUUCUGGCAGAUGAGUGGGAAGUGGAUAGUUUAGAAGCAAUAUCAGAUCUAAACAUGAGUAAACGAAAACAUAAUCAGAGUUUAUUAAAAAAAACAGAGAAAGAAGUGAAAUAUGAUAAAAAGACAGAUACCUACAUUGCAAUAGAAAAAGAAGGCGUAAGAGAAAUGAAAAAAAAGCAAGAACGUCUAUAUGCAAUAAGAAUAUGGGAAGAGGAGCAAGAAGAAGGUGAAAGAGAAGAAAUGAUGCUCCUGGAACAAAAGAAUAAAACAAAUGAUUGGGAUAUAGAAGAAAAAUCUCUGUUUUGUAAGACUACCAAAGAAAUGGAAGUUUGUAAAGUUAAUGAUAUUGCUGCAAUACAGAAAGAGUGGGCUACAACAGAAGAAAAGAAAGAUAUCAAGAAAGAUACGAAUAAGUUAACUAUGAAGUCAAAUAAACGAGUUAAAAAAAGUCGUUGGGACAUAGGUUCUCAAUCUGAAGAAAAAUCGGAAGCUAAAAAUAUGUGGGAGGAAGAAUAUGUCGAAUGGUCCAAAAGUAAGUGUGAGCAAGAAUUUGAAGAAACAAAGAAAGGAGAACCUUGUCUUGUGGAUUAUUCGGAAAGUUCUAAUAAAUCAGAGCUGACAGAUUUCUAUCACAGAAAAUCACAAAGUAGAGAAUCAUUGGAAAGAUCAUGGGCAUCAGAUGAAGUGGCGAUCAGACCUAUACAAGCAAAGAAAGAUGUAUUAAUAAAACAAUCAACUUUUGCGAAAACAAGUGAAGAACAGUUUGUAUCCAUCAAGGAGCAAUCUAGAGAUAAAUUUAAAGAAAUUUCGGAAACAGAUGUAAAAUUGAAAGAGAAGACCUAUAAAGUAGAACUAUACAGUCCUAGUUCCCCAGCACUUUCUCAAAAGGAUGCAGAAAUAUCUAAUGAAAACAGUUCUAAUUCUCUACUCCGUGAAAAAAGAAAGAAAGAAGUGUUAAUUACAGCAGAUGAACUAUUAGUUCCCAUGUCUGGAAUACCUUUGCAAUUAAUAAAACGUGAUACUAAACAUAUGUCAAGUGAAAAGACAGAAAGUAUUUUAAACAAAAUGCAAUUGGAGGAUAGAGAUUCUACUCAUAAUUUUGACAUUAAAACAACUGAUAAUUUAUUUGAUAACAUUUCAAUAAAUGAAUCGUGCUUAAAAAUACAUACCCCUGAACAUAUAGAUAUUUUUGCAGAGUAUGGAUCAGAGAAGUCAUGUGAUAAGCAGCAUGCUACAAAUUCCAAUGUGAACUCAGCAACGCAUACAAAAGAUGAUGAGGUGAAUGAAGGAAAGAAUGCACUUAAACUUAUCCCUAAGCAACUCUUGAUUCGUCGUACUAACGAACAAGUAAAAUCAAAACGUAUUUUGGAAACACCAUUACAGGAUCCUGCUCAACAUGCAGCAGCCUUAUUGACAAUACAAAAAAAAUUAUUAGAGUCACACGCAUUGAAGAAUGAUAUCAAAGAAUAUCCGAACCAAAAACAGAUAGAUCAUUUUGAACAGAAAUAUAGUAAUAGAGAUACAGUAGUGAGUAACAGUAGAACUGAUAAUACAUUACUAGAUACAACUGAAUUUUCCGUGGUUUCCAAAGCGUCAGUAAUAGCGAUACGACGAUCGAGAUCCCCGACAUUGGAAAAAGAUCUCUGUUCGAUUUCUGUUCGAUCUGAACAAUCUGAACACUACGACAGAGAAAACAAGAACGAUGAUGUGAAGAGAUAUAAAACUAAUCGUAAUCUAAAUGAAAUUAGUGCUUCAUCGAAUAUACGAUCUCCUGUCUGGGAACACAGAAAGAGAAGUCCUAGCAAGAAAGAAAGUGAAAAACGAUAUUCGCAUGAUAAAGACAAGAAGGAAAAGAAAUCUGAAAGAACAUCUGCAGAUGUAGACAAGCCUGACAGAAGGGAUAGUAGAAGUUCCAAAGCAGAUUUUGCAGAUAGGAGAAGGUUUAGCCCUUUGGCACGAGGAAGAAGAAAAAAGAGCCGAAGUCCCUAUGUCUCAUGGGAACGUCAAGGGAGCGGAAGUAGAAGUUCUGGUCAUAGUUGGAGUAGAAGUCGUAGUAAAAGUCCAAAGAGGAAGGACGACUCUGUUGUCAGUACGCGAGAUAAAGAUAAAGAUAAAAAAAGAGAAAAAUACGACGAUGAGCGAUCAUGUAAAAUGAGAACGGAUGAAAGAAAAGAAAGAUACACGCGAUCUCCAUUACGCUUUGGUUAUGAGGAUAACUUUAAAAAACACGGCAUUGCAUCUUCUAAGGACAAUCGUAAUGAUUGGGGUAGGAGAAGACAUGACAAUAUGGAUCAUGAGAAAGAUACUAGAUUGUAUGACCCAAUAGAUAUUUUGAGGGAAAGAACAAUGGAAUCUGAAAAAUAUCGAGACAAUAGGUUUCACAUAGAAGAAUUAGAUCAUACGUGGCAAUAUGAAAGCAACAGUAUUUUACGAGAUGGUAACGAAUCUAUGGAUUCGUACACUGGACAGGAUUUGCCUCUUGAAUAUGAUGAUCGAUCGUAUUAUAGAGAGGGAAGUCUGGAAAGGGAUAUGAUACAAUCUUCGCCUCAAUUGUCAAAAUACAGGAGGAGAUCUAAUGUAAAAAGAGAAUGGGGGAAGGACAUAGAUUCUCCAAAUUUAGAUCGUCAUUCUGAUCACAGAAUACGAAAUCGAACACAACGAUCGAGGUAUUCGCCUGUACGACAAGAACGAUUUCGACGAAAAUCAAGAUCGCGCUCUUGGUCACCACUAAGAUCCCAAUCUCGAUCGAGAUCGAGAUCGAGGUCAGGAUCACAUUCUAGAUCGACAUCGAGAUCAAGACUCAGGAUGAGAUCGCAAUCGAGAUCGAGGAGCAGAUCUCCGUUCGAUACAAGAUCGAGAGUGAAAUCUGUUUCUAUGUCAAGAUUAAAAAGCCCGGAACAUUUAUUUAGAAUGUCGGAAUUACAAUCUUCCAGAUCUCCUUCACCUGGAAGCGAUAGACUAAACGAAACAGGAAGGGAAACAAAGAACGAUGACGAAAACAAUAAGUUCAGCACUUCUGGCGAAAGGGGUAGACGUAUAGAGACCAUUAUACAUUCGGGGAUUAUAUCAGGAACGAGUAUUUUAGAUUCAGAAAUGGGUAUCAAUAGUAAUAUGGAUGCAACAAACUUCCAAUACUCAAAUGAGAUUGAAGGCGAAAAUGAAUACUAUUAUACAGAGAAUAAUUUGACUUAUCCUCCUUGUAUAGAUGAAUCAUCUACAAGCUCCCCGAAACGUUUAUCUCUUGACGAUAGAUUAGAAUUAGAAUUAGGUAUUAAAAAGCAACAGAACAAGGACUCUACUGGUAUAACUUCAGAAUAUUCUACAAAUUUCAAUCCUAAUGUUAUUGCGUAUCCAUCUCCUCCACAACAACAACAAAUGAUGUACAGACAGCAGCCUACUACCGUUGUACAAGUUGGAAAUGUCCUACAAGUAGUCCCUGCUGAUUUCAAUAGCGUGCAAUCAGCGCGUCGCGAAGUAUCUGCUACAGUUACGACUCCGCCCUUACGAUCCAGUCAAGUGGUUCGCGUAGGUAACGUUCUCCAAGUAGUACCUACGUCAUUAGAUUGGAGUAGCAGCAGUAAUAGCGGCGGCGGCGGCAGCAGCAGCGGCGGCCAAUCUUCGAUAGGUCAAUCAAAUGUAGUUUUAUAUUCCUCAGCUGUCCCGGUACCUUCACCUUCGGCGCCCAUGUCAGUACCUGUCCCCGUUCCCGUUCCAUUACCUGUGCCACCAACCUUACCGGCCACGACAAAUACUCUCGCCCCCGUUGUAACUAUGUCAUCUAUUACGUCACUGCCGCUAUCAUUGCCAGUACCUGUUCCAGUGCCGGUUCCAAUUCCCUCCGCGACAGUAGCAGCGUUCCCAAGAAACGAGAUUCAGCCUCAAAAAAUAAUUCAACCCGUGUAUAACUAUGAAGCUAUACUCGAAACACGCCGUAAGGAACAAGAAGAGCGUAAACGAUUACGCGAGUUACGCAGGAAAGAGAAAGAACGUAGAAAGAUAGAACGGACUAAUCGACGAGCUUUGCGAUUAUUGGAAAAGAACAAUACAACAUCACGACAAAUGAGUGGAUUAUUAGAUCACCGUAAGAGUUCGAUUGUAGAUUCAUUAGUCCUGAAAGCAUUGAAAGAAGGAGAUGAACAAACUGAAUCUCCAUUAGUUAAUCCUAUAAAAGAAGAGGAGGCAACAAUAUCUAUUAAAGAAGAAGAUGAAGAUAUCACUGUGGAUGAAGAAGAAGAAGAAGAUGAAGACGAGAUUGAGGUCGAGGCGGAAGAUGAUGAGGAAGAGGAAGAAGAAGUAGAGGAUGAGGAUGAGGAUGAUGGUGACGAUGAGAAACCAUUACAAAUGAUUAAUCAGCGAAUUGAAAUUGACGAAGCGAUAACAACGUCUACUGUUACAACUAAAGAUCAGACAGAAAAUGAUACCAGGAAGGAAUGGUUGAUGUUGCCACCUCCACCAUUAAAAGGCAUUUUGGUUGUACCAGGAUUUAGUCCCAAUGGUAACUUGGAUUUAUCAGAUACGGAUAACAAUGCAAAAGACAGUAACGACAAAGAUGGAGAGAUAGAUACGAAUAAUGAAUACGAUAAAGACAUACGAUCUGACACCAAAUCUGGUAAAUCAAAUUUAGCAAAACUGAAAAAAGCAAAGAGAAGCAAAAAGUCAGUUCAAUUUGCUGAUGGUGUGAAACCUGGUGAAGGAACUAGUCCUAGCGGUGGCGAAGGUGAUAUGCCUUCACCCCCUCCACCCAAGGGGAUAGAUUUCCGCGAAGGACUGGGAGAUUUGAGAAGGGACAAAAUUUACAAUUCUCGAAAGAGCAGAAAACAGGAAAAAAGGACGAAACCACUAAAGGCAAAGAAAAAGGUCAAGGUAAAGAUAAUCAAGUUGGAUAAAAAACCACGCAUUACUCCAUUGACAGCCAUGAUGAUGGAUGACUCUGACGAAAUGGACGAUCGUUCACCACCCCCGCCGCCCCCUGGUUCUCCUCCGCCACCUCAUCUCUGGCCCAGUUAUCUUUCAAUUUAUAACACAACGGUUCGAGCAAUUGAACAAUCACAGACUACUACUGCAACUUUGACAUCUAUUCAAGCUCCACCACCACCACCGACUCCGUUGCCUCUUCUAAUCCCGCCACCUCCGCUUAAUUAUACCAUUCAACCUUGCAGUAAAUCUUAAACUAACACUACUUGCAGCGUCGAUUUUGCAAUCUUUUUAAGUACAAGUAAUUUUUUUCUUUACAUAAAAUAUAGUAAAUUUUUAUCUUUCUUCCUUUUCUUUCUCCUUCCUUUCUUCCUUCUUUCC
Molecule: messenger RNA, 8637 nt
Organism: Cyphomyrmex costatus
Lineage: Eukaryota; Metazoa; Arthropoda; Insecta; Hymenoptera; Formicidae
Product: trichohyalin
Exons: 19
Coding region: 190-8511 (2773 amino acids)
Source: RefSeq, a predicted model, not a curated record